GUGGCUUAAAUUGAAAGUACUCGAUGGUACCACAUAGUAACUUUAACACUGGGAAAUAAGUAUCGACAGGGGGAAAUAGGUGAGGCCCGAAGUACCUCAGCCUCAACUCUACAUGCAGCUACCUUGUCCCCGACCCCGUUCUUUUACCCUUUUCGGCACUUAAAGGGUUGAUUUGGCCUGUGCUGCAUGCAAUGGGGGACAGACCCCAUUUUGUCCAAUGCUGCCUUAGCGCCUACUAGCACGAAAGUAUGUAACCGGUACCCAAGUACCCUUAAAAGGUCCAAGCUUUUUUAUCAAUUCAACAUUGAAGUUCAAUGUUUUUCCAGUCUUUUUUUCUUAUCGUUUCAAUGUUAACCAUGUAUCUUCCUCUAUGUUGGACAGGACACUCGCAAUUGCAAACAGAUUGCUACCUGACAUUCCAGUCAAAAAAGAAAACCCCCUUCAGCAGGGGCCUUUCCGUCAAGCCUAUUUGUUGUUUCAUAAUUUCAUUGGUUCAAGGCAACUUACGUAGACUUAUAACAGAUAUAUAUCCAUGGACAUUGGACAUACAUAGGUAGAAAAGGUACAUACUUCUUAAAGUCUGAGGCCCAACUACCCGGUUCAGGCUGCCUCUCUUCACCGCAACCUCCCAGUCGCCUGCAGCCUCAUUGGGCUUGCCGUUGGUUGCCGUCAUCUCCGCUGUGUCGUGGUACCUGAGUCAUGUCGAGUGGGAGGCAGCGUGUACACAUGAUACAUGUAUGUAUAGGUAGACAUGUACUAUUAUCGUCGGUACAGCAUCCCGUGUCUAUAGCAAGGAGUCUUUACAAAACUUUGGGUAGGCAUGUAUGGAGCAGGAUCUUGGAAAUGUGCGGUCGUCGGCUUAUUUAUCUACGAUGACGUUUUCAAGGUUACCUAAUCCCUAGGGGCCACGGAUUUCCUCCUUCAACUUAAACGCCCUUGAAUCUACUUAUAAUACUCUACAUACGUAUCAUAUUAACCAAGCCUAAAUAUAACUUUAAAGCUCAACUAUC
Messenger RNA from Hypoxylon fragiforme, 1010 nucleotides. RefSeq lists its product as uncharacterized. Lineage: Eukaryota; Fungi; Ascomycota; Sordariomycetes; Xylariales; Hypoxylaceae. Bases 315 to 557 code for a protein of 80 amino acids. The record is from RefSeq and is a predicted model, not a curated record. The transcript has 2 exons.